Molecule: messenger RNA, 684 nt
Organism: Anastrepha obliqua
Lineage: Eukaryota; Metazoa; Arthropoda; Insecta; Diptera; Tephritidae
Exons: 2
Coding region: 122-592 (156 amino acids)
Source: RefSeq, a predicted model, not a curated record
AGUUAGCUGGCAAUAACUGUUGCCUCCGCGCGUGUUUCUUCUUUUAUUUGUUUUGAAAAAGUAAAUGUUUAUAAAGGCUCAAAUUUAACCAUUCAAGCAACACAAAUUCUCUCGCCCAGAAAUGUUGCGUUUCAUCAGCUUUUUUUGCGUCAGCUUAGCUGCUUUGUUUUCCCCAACUGAGGCUAAAUAUGUGCCUGGUAUUUCCUAUAUUGACGACGUGCAACUCUCUUACAAUAAUGGGACUUUGCAAUGUGACCGCUUGACUUGUCUAAAUAACGUCUAUGGAUGCAAGAUUUCGAUUCGAAACAACCCCAGCAACAAGGACGAAUUGAUUCGCACGAGCAAAUGCUAUUUGAAAGGUGGCACCAUUACUCAGCAGGUAUCAGAACCACAAUAUAUGGCGAAGCCGAAGACUGUUGAAAUUGACAUCGACUCGUAUGUGGAUGCCAAGUCACUAUAUACUACCAGCUACAGCUUGAGUUAUCAAGAAGUGAAAGGCACCAUAGAUCCAAAAGGCUGGGCUUCGGUGCAGAAGAUUACCAGAGAAAAUAUGAAGGCUGUCGAUGAGUCCAUGGGUCAGUUGAAGGACUGACCUGAAAAAUGUUAACCGUUUUCAUAUAUGUAAAUAUGUAAUGAAAAAAUUGUAUUUUAUUUUGAGGCGGAAAUAAAAUAAGUACUUACUUA